Messenger RNA from Anopheles maculipalpis, 425 nucleotides. RefSeq names its product eukaryotic translation initiation factor eIF1 (gene eIF1). Gene Ontology annotation, cellular component: eukaryotic 43S preinitiation complex. Lineage: Eukaryota; Metazoa; Arthropoda; Insecta; Diptera; Culicidae. The transcript has 3 exons. Gene Ontology annotation, biological process: translational initiation. The record is from RefSeq and is a predicted model, not a curated record. Bases 77 to 409 code for a protein of 110 amino acids. Gene Ontology annotation, molecular function: ribosomal small subunit binding; RNA binding; translation initiation factor activity.
CCCAACAAAGGAAACUCAGCGGAAAUCGCUAAGCGAAGCGUUACUUUUCUUCACUUGUGUCUAUUUUGUUUGUCGUAUGUCCAUCCAGAAUCUUAAUACAUUUGACCCAUUUGCUGAUGCAAUAAAGGGUGCAGACUAUGAUGUGCAGGACGGUCUCGUGCACAUAAGAAUUCAGCAAAGAAAUGGUCGCAAAACGCUAACCACUGUCCAGGGAUUGUCGGCCGAGUACGACCUGAAGAAGAUCGUGCGAGCAUGUAAGAAGGAAUUUGCAUGCAAUGGCACAGUAAUUGAGCAUCCUGAGUACGGCGAGGUGCUACAGCUGCAGGGUGACCAGCGGGAGAACAUUUGCCAGUGGCUAACCAAGUCCGGGCUUGCUAAGCCGGAUCAGCUGAAGGUGCACGGUUUUUAAGCCUCAAAUUGUCGUC